AUGGCACCCGUAAAGAGACGUCCUCAAACGCGAAGCAAUCACAAGAAGGUGCGUCGUCGUAAACCGAACAUCCCCGAGCUGGUGUACAAGUAUCUCUGCCUGGGUGACGGCAAAGAGAGCCGAGAGAACGCGGCGGAGAAUUACAUCAGGAAGUGCCGCUUUUGCAAGCGUCAGAAACACCCCAGAGAAGUUUUGGAUUCCCCGGAUUCCCGGAGCAUCAAGAACAUGGCGAACAAACGGAAAGACUCCACGAGAAAUUCCAAGCUGCAUCGGGUGAAACAUCGUUCGACCAACAAGGACCAGACUUUGUCCUCGUGCAUGCAUAGGUCGUCCGGCGGAGAAGGAAUUAAGAAGAUGAAAAGGUAUAUCCAGAAGGCGCUCGACUUCGGCGUAGAAUCCGGUUACCUGAUUCCGAAGGACGCCGCGUACAAGGUUCUACGCGUUUCCUCCGCUCUAAUGAGCGACGUUCAUUACGAGGGUAGAAAGUCGACCAGUCCCGUUUCGCCCGCGAAAAACAAAGGUGCUCGUCGAACUCCGAUCAGAUUCGAGGACUACGAGGUGCAGGAGGCCAGAAGACGACGAAGAAGGGGUCGCAGGAGGCGAAGAAGAUCGAGAAGUGGUUCCAGAAGGAGGAGGAGGUCCCGAAGGAGGAGGUCUCGACGCGGAAGAAGACGCAGCGGGUCCGCAAACCCGGUAGACGUAGUCGAAGCCAACAACGACGAGUACGAUUACAAGGACCAAGCGGAGAAGAGGAACACGACGGAUAACGCGAGCAGGGGCGAAGAAAAAGAACGAACAAAUCAGUCCGACAGAGAGAAAAUAUCUGACAAAAUGGAAGAAGACGAGGGCUCGGAUUUGUCCGUCGACGAAGACGAAACCGACGAUGAAGACGAAAAGAAGAGAGACGACACAACUAAAUCGUAGCCGUGAAACGGGACGUUGAACACAUUGAAAGUGGCGAAAAUUAUAAGAAAGUUUACGCCUUCGCGAAAAGAGGGAAAUUCGAAAGCUGACAUAUAAGUCCUCCAAUAAUUCUGAUGCAUUGUACAGUUUUAUAGUUCGUAUGAACGUUUACAAAUUUCUUUUUGUGGUCGUGGUUUAU
This is a messenger RNA of Megachile rotundata (alfalfa leafcutting bee), 1102 nucleotides long. RefSeq lists its product as uncharacterized. Lineage: Eukaryota; Metazoa; Arthropoda; Insecta; Hymenoptera; Megachilidae. The record is from RefSeq and is a predicted model, not a curated record.